This is a messenger RNA of Orbilia oligospora ATCC 24927, 3945 nucleotides long. RefSeq lists its product as uncharacterized. The coding region runs from base 1 to 3945 and encodes 1314 amino acids. Gene Ontology annotation, molecular function: 3-dehydroshikimate dehydratase activity; 3-dehydroquinate dehydratase activity. Lineage: Eukaryota; Fungi; Ascomycota; Orbiliomycetes; Orbiliales; Orbiliaceae. The record is from RefSeq and is a predicted model, not a curated record. The transcript has 5 exons. Gene Ontology annotation, biological process: 3,4-dihydroxybenzoate biosynthetic process.
AUGGCGUCGGUAAACACCUCCAGUAUGGCGAGCAUUCGUGCGAAUCUGCCACAUGAAAAUAGUAUCGCAACCUUCUGCUUGUCUGGUCCUUUAGUCGAUAAGUUGAAGGCAAUCGCAGAAGCCGGGUUUCGAAGUGUCGAUAUAUUCGAAGAUGAUUUAUUACAAUAUCCAGGUCGUCCGAGCGAGAUUGGUACUCUAUGCAAAGAAUUGGGGUUAAAGAUCUCCAUGUAUCAGACAUUUCGAGAUUUCGAGGGCACUGCUGCUCCCGAGGCAUUUGAAAAAAACAUGCGAAGACUUCAACAAAAGUUCAACUUUAUGGACCAAGUCGGGGCCGAGCUUCUUCUAAUCUGCUCCUCUUGUUCUCCCACGUCCAUUGGUGACCGUACCAGAAUUGUUCAUGAUUUGAGACUUGCUGCAGAACAAGCAAAAUUACAAAAUAAAAGGAUCGGAUACGAAGCUUUAUCUUGGGCAGAACAUAUUGAUACGUGGCAGAAAUCUUGGGAGGUGGUUCAAGAGGUUAACCAUCCUAAUCUAGGUUUGAUUCUUGAUACUUUUCACAUAUUUUCUUCUGGAGGCGACUAUACUGGUCUGUCAUCUGUCCCUGGUGAUAAAAUCUUUAUGGUUCAGGUGGCAGAUGCUCCAGUUCUUAACAUUAGUGUUCUUGAUUACUCUAGACAUUGUCGUACUUUUCCUGGUCAAGGAUCUUUCCCGAUAGUUCCCUUCAUCAGGGCCGUCGCCCAAACAGGAUAUCGGGGCCCACUUUCUCUCGAGAUCUUGAACGACGAUUUCCGUGCAGCAUCUGCGAAAGUUGUGGCCGCGGAUUGUAUGAGGAGUAUGACGUUAAUGCAAGGAGACAUCUUUGGAGAACACCUCCUUCCUCCACUCCCAAAACUCUUUGGUGUCGAAUUCAUUGAAUUUGCCAUCACUGAGAGUCAUCUUUCUGAGUUGGAAGAGUACUUGCAGGAUCUAGGGUUUCAGAAGUUUGCAAAGCAUAGAUCGAAGAAUGUUCUGUUAUAUCGCAGUGGCAACGUUUCCAUCGUUCUAAACUAUGAACCGGAGUCACACGCCUCCUCGUUCACACUGCUACAUGGGGAUUCGGUCUGUGCGAUGGCUCUCCGCGUGGAUAAUGUUAUGAGGACACUGCACAGGGCCGAGAUUUUGGGGCUUUCUAUUGUUCAGCCGUUGAAGCUUGGCCCUGGGGAAGCAGCCAUACCAGCUGUGCGGACGCCGGACGACACACUUUUUUAUCUGGUGGAAAACGACAGCUUCUGGGCACAGGAUUUCUUACCAUGUCAGCCAAGUAGUAAUGGUGCCGCUACGCAUUUUGCCGGUUACGUUCCAACUUUUGAUGGCAUCGACCAUGUCUCCCAAUUCCUUGAUCGGCUAUCCAUUGAUCAAAUGGUUUUAUUUUUGAGGUCCACGUUUGGGCUAAUCAACCACGAAAUCUUCCAACCUGAAGACCCUUUUGGUGCACCAGCUACAAGAGCUUUAGUAUCUGGCUCAGGCUCAGGCUCAGGCUCCGCUCGUUUCCUCCUUCGCGCCCUAGACGAGAAGAACUUUAAUGUUAGUAAAUUAGCACGAGGUUCCCCGGGAUGCGUCGUCAAUCAUAUUGCCUUCUCCACCAGCGACAUAUUCGAAACUGUCGAUAGAAUCCGACGGACCGGCCAUACAAGUCACUUCCUCCGCGUUCCUUCUCACUACUACGACGAACUUCAUCAACGAUAUGACCUUUCUCGGGAUUUUAUCAAGAAACUCCGGAUUCACAACGUUCUCUACGACCGUGAUGAAAAGGGAGAGUAUCUCCAUCUCUCCACCGACCAAUUCCAUGACCGUUUCUUUUUUGAAAUCGUGCAAAGAAUCAAUGGAUAUGAUCAUUUCGGGGCUGUCAACUCGAGUCUCAGGAUGGUGGUGCAGUCUGAGAGGAGAAUGCUAAAUCAGACCGUUCGCUCUCGCGUCAACUCCCCAGCGCCUUCGAGGUCUGCCUCUCACGAAGGAGCCCUACAGAUUCGCUAUCGAGUCAUAUUGGUUCUGUUCAAUACUGGCUGCGAAGAAAUCGUAGAUGUUGUUGCAGAUGUCUUAGGCAAGCCGAAGGUCAUUGUGACUACCGCUAGUGAGCUUAGCCAACUCGACGGCCAUCCAGUCGUUGGCAUACCCGCCUCCCUCGCAAAUGGUCCUCUCCGGAACGAAAUUCUCCAGAGAGAUCGAAGCCAAGUGCUCCUCAUCAAUACCUAUGCUGUUGAUGCGAAGGACGACGGAAAUUUACAGAUGUCUGAUGACGCGGAUUUCGAGUACUUGUACCCAUCUCGGCGCAUUUCGAGGCGAGAUUUGACACGAUUUAUAUCAUUCAUCUUGGGCCAGUCAAACAAGCAUGCUGAGAUUUGUAAAAAGUCGCGAAGCGUCUGUUUAGCCCUUACAUUCUCUGAUGUUAGAAUUGCACUCGCGAAUCUUGAUAUCUUAACGGUUGGAUCGGAUAGUAUUGAAUUCCGGGCGGAUUUGUUGAAGGAACCUGUUGGAGGUGGGAAAUAUUCAGACAUACCGAGUAUCAAGUACGUUGGAGAGCAGUUGAUGGCCCUGAGACAGGCUACUGAGCUGCCAAUUGUUUUUACCUCUAGAUCUUCACGAGAGGGCGGAAGCCUUCCUCUGGACUCCGAUUACGCUGGAUUCCACUUUUAUAAGAAAGCUAUCCAAUGGGGUUGUGAAUAUAUCGAUGUUGAGGUGCGAAAUGACGAGGAGAUCCGCUCCGACCUUGCUACCCGGAAAGGAAAUACCAAGAUGAUCGUUUCCUACCAUGAUCACAGUGGCCGUUUCAAGUGGACAGGCAGCGAGAUUCACAGACGCUAUCACGAAGCCCGAAGACACGCAGAUAUUGUCAAGUUUGUAGGUUUCGCUAAUAGUCUUUCUGACAACUAUGACCUUGAGCAUUUCCGCUCCAGUGUCGAAGCUUCUUACAACCAUCCCUUAAUUACUCUCAAUGCCGGCCAAGUUGGUCAGCUCUCUCGUCUUUUCAAUACCUUCCUAACUACCGCGACACAUCCACUUCUUCCUAUUGCAGGUGCACCCGGCCAGUUGAGCGCAGCCGAGAUCAAUGGUGCACUGCAUAUCAUCGGUCAGCUCCCAAAGAAGCACAUAUACAGCAUCGGUACCCCUCGCGCUGUCCCAAUGACGCAGUUCUUCGAAAAGUGCUUCAAGGAGCUUGGCCUACCACAUAACUACUCUUGUUUGGAAAGGAUAUCAGAGCACUCGAUCUAUUCUUUCAGUCAGCAACCUUAUUUCGGUGGAGCUAUCCUUGACCCUCCUCUUUUGUCAAAGCCUAGCUAUAUUCAUGAAUAUACUAGCGCAGCUCGCGGAACUGGUAUCAUCGAUACAAUCUUCGUCCAACGAGAAGGGAACCAACAGACUCUCGUUGGCGACAAUGCAUCCGCUAAAGGUAUCAAACUCGCUUUGACUCGUGAGUUUGCACCAGCAGCUUUCGACGAGAAACCGGUCCUUGUCGUCUCCAAUAGCUUCGAGGAAGCCGCUGCCGCCAUCUAUGCCCUUAGAGAACUCGGUUGCGGAACACUCUACACCGUUGGCUUCAAAAUUCCUCAAACCAACGAGGCGGCUGCAAACGCUGAGUAUUGUAAUUCUCAGCAGAUGGUGGAAAGACUUGCACAUCCGUUCGUAAUGGUCUCGGCGGUCUCGGCGGAGCAUGCUUAUGUUAUCCACCCACUACUCCGUAUUAUCAACAGUCACAGUCAACCGAUCCAAGGCGGGAAGAUAUUCUUGGACUUAAGUAACGGUCCUAAGCGCGGUGAUCCCCUUGGCGUGGCAGCUGCUACCGGGUGGACUACUUUCGGAAUUGCGGAUGUGGCUGCAUGGACUACUGUCAGACAAUUGCAAAACUUGGUCGGUCAGAGUGUUCCGUAUGAUUUCGUGAGAAUGGCAAGUGGUCGUGGUUUGUUCUAG